Molecule: messenger RNA, 5982 nt
Organism: Thamnophis elegans (Western terrestrial garter snake)
Lineage: Eukaryota; Metazoa; Chordata; Lepidosauria; Squamata; Natricidae
Gene: RABEP1
Product: rabaptin, RAB GTPase binding effector protein 1
Exons: 18
Coding region: 89-2674 (861 amino acids)
Biological process (GO): endocytosis; Golgi to plasma membrane transport
Cellular component (GO): endocytic vesicle; endosome
Molecular function (GO): GTPase activator activity; growth factor activity
Source: RefSeq, a predicted model, not a curated record
GCCCCCUCCGCCUGUCAAGAUGCGUUCGGCUUCGUCUCCUGACGUAGCGGACCCGGCCUCGGCGUGACGGGGACGAGCUGGCUCGGUCAUGGCCCAGCCCGGGGAGACCCCGGCUUCGGAGCCGACGGAGGCUCUUCUUCAACGAGUAGCUGAACUAGAGAAAGUCAAUGCUGAAUUUCUACGUACAAAACAGAAUCUCGAGCAAGAAUUUAAUCAAAACAGAGCCAAGUUUAAAGAACUGUAUCUGGCUAAAGAAGAGGAUCUGAAGAGGCAAAAUGCAGAAUUGCAGACAGCACAUGAUGAUCUGGAAAAACUUCAAAAGCAGCUCAUGGAAGCACAGGCUGAAAUGGAGAACAUCAAAGCCAUUGCUACAGUGUCUGAAAAUACUAAGCAGGAAGCUAUUGAUGACAUAAAGAAGCAGUGGCAGGAAGAAGUUGCCUCUCUGCAGGCUAUAAUGAAAGAAACUGUCUGUGAAUAUGAAGGCCAGUUUCAUCACAGGUUGGAACAAGAGCGGUCUCAGUGGAAUCAAUAUCGAGAGAAUGUUGAACGGGAAAUAGCAGAGCUGAGAAGGCGACUUUUAGAAGGUCAAGAAGAGGAAAACUUGGAGAAUGAAAUGAAGAAGGCUCAAGAAGAUGCAGAAAAACUUCGUUCAGUAGUGAUGCCCAUGGAGAAGGAGAUUGCAACUUUAAAGAAUAAACUGACUGAAGCUGAAGAAAGAAUAAAAGAGCUGGAAGCUUCAGAGGUUAAAGAACUGAAUCACUACUUGGAAGCUGAGAAAUCCUGUAGGACGGAUCUAGAAAUGUAUGUGGCUGUUUUGAACACUCAAAAAUCAGUUCUGCAAGAAGAUGCAGAAAAAUUACGGAAAGAACUUCAUGAAGUAUGCCAUCUACUAGAGCAGGAAAGGCAACAGCAUAAUCAGCUCAAACACACGUGGCAGAAGGCCAAUGACCAGUUCUUGGAGUCACAGCGUUUAUUGAUGAGGGAGAUGCAAUGGAUGGAGAUGGUGCUGACCUCAGAACAGCUGCGACAAGUUGAAGAAUUAAAGAAAAAAGACCAGGAGGAUGAAGAGCAAAGAAGACUUCAUAAAAGGAAAGAAGAGAAGGAGAAAGGCACUGAUGAUGAAUCAAACGUAACAUGUUCUACAAUUCAUGAAGAAGCCCUUCCACCAUUCCCUGGUGAAGAGGUGCACCUCAACAGCACUCAUGGUUCAGCCCACUCGCUUGACACAGAUGCAUUGCUGUCUUCAGGAGAGUCUCUCAAGUCGGACAAUGACAUGUUUAAAGAGGGACUGCGUAGAGCUCAGUCAACAGACAGUUUGGGAACGUCGGGAUCUUUACAAGCCAAAAGUUUGGGCUACAACAAUAAAGCCAAAUCAGCUGGGAACCUUGAUGAAUCUGACUUUGGGCCACUGGUUGGGGCAGACUCUAUAUCAGAGAACUUUGAAACUGCCUCCCUGGGCUCCCUGCAAAUGCCUGGUGGGUUUAUGCUAACCAAAGACCAGGAAAAAGCAAUCACAGCAAUGACACCAGAGCAGGAGGAAACCGCAUCCCUUCUCUCCAGCAUCACACAGAGUGUAGAAAAUGCUUAUGUCUCUCCUAGUGGUUACCGUUUAGUUAGUGAAACAGAAUGGAAUCUCCUUCAGAAAGAGGUGCAAAACGCUGGGAACAAGCUGGGAAGGCGCUGUGACAUGUGUUCAAAUUAUGAAAAGCAGUUGCAAGGCAUCCAGAUUCAGGAGGCUGAAACAAGGGAUCAGGUGAAGAAACUUCAGGUGAUGUUGAGGCAGGCCAACGAUCAACUAGAGAAAACAAUACGAGAGAAGCAGGAGCUGGAGGAAUGUAUGAAACAAAGUAGUGAAGACUCAGUCAGUCAGAUCUCAUCACUUACUGCUAGAACUCAGGAAUCUGAAGCCUUACUCAAUGAAUUACAGCAGGCAUUUUCUCAAGCUAAAAGAAAUGUCCAAGAUCAAAUGGCCGUCCUGAUGCAGUCACGAGAGCUUGUUUCAGAGGAAUUGGCGAGGCUCCAGAAAGACAAUGAAAGCCUUCAAGGAAAACACUGUCUGCAUGUGUCUUUACAACAAGCUGAGGACUUUAUCCUUCCAGAAACUGGAGAGGGACUCCGUGAAUUGGUCCUCAAGUAUCGUGAAGACAUUAUUAGUGUACGAACUGCAGCCGAUCAUCUGGAAGAAAAACUGAAGGCAGAAAUUUUAUUUUUAAAAGAACAGAUUCAAGCCGAACAAUGUUUAAAAGAGAACAUAGAAGAGACUCUGCAGCUAGAAAUAGAAAAUUGCAAAGAGGAAAUAGCUGCUGCAUCUAGUCUAAGAACAGAAUUGGAGCAAAUAAGAGUGAAUAAAGAGCAGUUGGAAUCCAACUUGAAAGAAAAGAUACAGCAGUUAGAAAACUUUGAGGAGAGAGAAAAUGAUCUUGAAGACCAGCUGAAGAAGGAAGUUGCCACAAAGGCUAACUUAGAACACAUGAUGUUCGAGGAGAAGAAUAAAGCUCAACGGCUUCAGACAGAAUUGGAUGUCAGUGAGCAAGUACAGAGAGAUUUCGUUAAGCUUUCUCAGACCCUUCAGGUCCAGUUGGAACGGAUCCGGCAGGCAGAUUCCCUGGAGAGAAUUCGUGCAAUCCUCAAUGAUACAAAACUGACUGACAUUAAUCAACUACCUGAAACAUGACAGCCUCAGUAGCAGAGCUGCAAAGCUACAUUUUGGUGUUUUUUUUAAAAAAAACCUCCUCUUUAUAGCAAAACCUUUAAUAAUUAUUUAAUUCUAACUGAAAGAGCAGAAAGAUAACCCAAGAGUCAUGGUCCAGGUUGUGUUUCUGGGAGGGAGAGGAAGGUUUUCUGGGCGGGAAGAAAGUUUCACACGGAGAAGAUUGGCAGAACCCUCCAGGGUAUCUGCCUUCAGUGUAGUUGGACUUCUCCAUAUAACUCAUCUACCUUCAUCCUCCUCCUCUCCUCCCUCCCAGUGAUCCUGGAAUACGGCAUUCCCUUCCUCCCUCUCUCUCAUCCAUACCCUGUUAAAUUACUGUGAUGAAAGUAGUUGCUGAAAAUCAUCUCCUCCCAUCCCACCCCAAAUCUUUUGGAGUGAAGUUACAAUAGCAAGUUGGGCAGAAGGGGAAAAUAGUAUAUUGUAUUAAUAUUUUAUAUUAAAAUAUGAAUUUAUUUGCAGGACACUGGAUUUUGGGUUUUUCUAGCUCAGUACAUUUUUUUGUACCUUGAAUGUUGUGCUGGAAGAGCCCCCAACUAAAAACAUGGACAGAAUAUGGGCAGAAGAGGAUUAGAGAGAAGGCUGCAAUUUUUUUCCAAAAAGGCACAGGGGGGGAAAAUGGAUAAUUAGAAUGGGGAAAUAAGUCACCUAAAUUCUUAAGACACAAAAGUCAGGGAAGUGAAGGUUAAUCAUCAUAGAAAGAAAAGCAAAUGAAAAUAAAUUGCUUUAGUAUCCCUCAUUACUUCCCCCCCCAAAAAAAAGCUACAUUGCACAAUAUCAGCACAUGGCUGCAUCCAGCAUUACACUUUUCUCACUGAAAUACAUGGACUUGAGUUCAUCACAUUUAUCAAUACGCAUUUGAUUACCAUGGCGUUAAAAAACCUAAGCCGUAUCAUACUUCUAGUACAGGUGUUUUGCGAAUCUCUACCCAGAUUCUAGAACAGAGAUGUCAAACUGGCAUCCUACAGGCUGGAUGCGUCACAUGCAAGGCAUGCCCACCCCACCUCCGCGCAUGGGAAAAACAACACGUGACGGCAACAUGACGCGGCAGGUUUGACACCUGUGUUCUAAAAGGCCCUUUGCAUUGUAUUUGUUUGAAGAUUGGGUUUAAAAUUAUACAUUUAAGAUAAUCCUACAACAUCUCUGAGAUAGGAAACGUUUGUGAAGCUGCAGUUAUGUUUAUGCUUGGACUGAAUGUUUCUCUUGAAAAGCUCAUGAUACAGGUCUGGAAAAUCUUGUUCUGGACUUGCGAUCAGAACAUGCAAGAUGCAUUAAACUCCAUAAUAGAAGGGUUCUAGCAGAACGUGAAUGCAACUGAUUUGCUGUGAUCCAACUCUUGAGGGAAAAGGAAGAUGCUUUUCUAAAUUUAAAAUGGAACUUUUAAAACAAUGUAAUUAAAAUAACUAAAAAAUUUCCAGUCAGAAGGCUGCAUGAUUACCUGGGUUCCAAUAAGAGCUUCUAAAGUCCUAGGAAUUGUUUUAAAUAGGAUGAGUGUAAAGUAGAUAAAAUGUGUUUAAUCUGUAUUUCUAUUGGAUUUUAUUCUUGUGGUCAAGCAGUAGUUGAACAGAUCAGUGUUGAAAUGGGCUAAUGGAGUUGCAAGCAAGUGUUCAUUCCCAAUUCUUCCACACCUGCUACCAAGUGUGUAACUAUCAGUUUUGACAUUCAUUUUCUAAAGACCAGAAUCAAUCUAAUUUAAUCAUGUUUAUUAUUACUUGCUUCUUGAACAGGCAAGUAUUGAUCCAAUAACUGGUUUGUAGAUAGGUGUGAGCAGCUUGAAUACUUUCCCAUUGUUGAAAGAAAGCCUUCACUCUAUUUUACUUUUUCGGUGGGCAAUGGAGUUUAUUUGUUUCAGGUUUUCUGGAUACUAAUUGAGGUGAGGAGGAGGAGGAGGAGGAAGAGUGGGUGGGCAACUUGAUUCCAUGUAAAUUCUAACUAUGUAACUGGUACAAAAUCAAAAAGCAUUUGCUGGAAUCCAGUCUGUUUCAAUCUGCUGGUUAGAAAAAAAAUAUGAAAAACAUUACAGGGAAACUAUAAGCGGACUUAUUCUUAGAAGAGUUUACUCUAAUGAAGUUCAUUAGCAUGUUUCUUUGCAUCUUUAAUAUCGUAUUAGAAAUGAAUUUAACCCUUCUUCCUUAAUCCUGCUCAUGCAAUUAGUACAUCAUUAACUUUGAGCAAAGAUAGCUUUCCUUUUAGGAAAGGAGCAUUUUCAAAGACCCCCUGCCUCAUCUAAGCGUUUGUAUUAAAUUGGCUAAAAACCAUGUGUUGUAUUAAUUGGGAGGCAAUGCUAUAAUCUCUUAAAUGAUGAGAUUAGCUAUGAUACACAUAAUGAAAGGAUUAUACCAUGAAUCAGACGCAUAAUAUUCUAUUUAGCAUAGCGACCAAGUACUGUUCUGCUAUUCAUCCUGAAGUAUUUUAGAAUCAUUGGGGAAAGAAACAAACUUGUGGAAGAGAACGCAGGGAAGAUAGAUCUGUAGUACUAAAUUUAAAUUGUAUACAUUUAAUUAAACAAAUAUUGACAAUGUAAAACUGUAAAUCCACAAGUCUACAAACCCGAGAAGAAUAUGCUGCUAGUUCACACAAUUUUUUUAAAAAGGGAAAAUUAGUUUUAAUAGCAGGAAAUCCUUGUUUUUCAAAAUUGAUCUUGAAAUUGAAUUGCUUUCAUAAUUAACUUUUUUUUAAAAAAAAAGGCUGUAUGGCUGACUUUUUUUUAAUGUUAUGAUUGAUUUAUGCCAUUAGUUUUCAGUUCUCUCAUUCAAAGGCUUAGCUACUACUAAUAGGUAUUAUGCAGUGACCAGUACUGAUUUAAACAGGAAUUGUGUGCAAAAUGAGAGGAAAGAACAGUAAGGUUAGCUCUGUUCUGUAUAUUGUACAGUCCUUUUGUAUGCAAAAUGUAUACUAAAAGGUCAAAGAAUUACUGGAAGACUUGUACAGUCUUAAUAUGUUCACAACAUGUUCUUCCAACAUGUCAAAUGGUUUACUUUCACUUCUGUAUCUCCUAUGGCAUAACUAUAUAGCUUCUAACAACACUGUGUGGACAAGAAUAAGGGUGGGAGAUGGGUAAGUAAUCUAUAAAGCCCCUUACUUUAAAAAAAACUAACCUUCAAAUUCCACUUUUGGAAUUAUAUUGCAUUCCAGCAAAAGCCACUGGUGUCCUGUGAAACUGUGGAUGUAAAAUUAUCCUGUCUAUUGAAUUAAAAAAAUGUAACCAUUUGUUAACUGUAAUUGGAAGUGUAUCCUGCAAAAGUGUUCCAAAUUAAAGGAGAAAAGUCUUGCAA